Durio zibethinus is the source of this 608-nucleotide messenger RNA. RefSeq lists its product as uncharacterized. The record is from RefSeq and is a predicted model, not a curated record. NCBI's taxonomy places the organism in Eukaryota, Viridiplantae, Streptophyta, Magnoliopsida, Malvales, Malvaceae. Gene Ontology annotation, cellular component: mitochondrion.
AAAACUUGGCGAGUGAAGGGGAAGCUUUUCUUGCUUUCUUGGGUAAAACCGGUAACCAUGAUGCUAGAAGCUUAUGCAGCAGGAAAACGAGAUGAAAUCCACACUGACGUGCUUUUGAAAGCCAGGCAAGCUUGCUACAAGGCUCGUGAUGCAUUCUAUUCUUGCUUGGAAAUGCAAUCGGACAAGAAACCCACUGAAAUCGGAUCUGUGGGGCUCCUAUACCCCACUGAAUGCAAACGCUCCAGGGAUGAGUAUGUCAUGAAUUGCCGCGCUUCUUGGGUGAAGCAUUUUGAUAGGCAGUAUUGUAAGACCAAGAGGACGCAGAGGUUGCUUGAUGAUAGGGAAACGAGGAGAGGUCCGUUGACACUUCCACAACCUUACACUUUCAAGCCCCCAACCUCUACUUGAUUGCUUAUUGAAGCUUUUAGACUGUUCAGGGGCUUCUUUAGUUUGUUGAAUACCUUUUUUUGUUGUUGUUGAAAUUGCACUUAUACAGUGUUUAGGAUAUACAAUCGCAUAAAUUCCUACUCAUUUUGAUGGGAAACUGGAUAUCUGGUAAAGAAGUGAUAUUGGUUUUCGAAAUUUGGCUUAUAAUUGCCUUAUGGUUC